ACCCCCUGUUGGGCGAUAAGAGCAGGGAGAGAAACGGGAUAUUGUAGGUUGGCAGCUUGGCGAGGCUGUCAGUGUUUUAAUCAGCGCUGUUCGGCUGGAGUUGCACUUCCUGUGCGGGAUUUUUAUUUUUUCAUAGGUUACUUUUAAUUGUAUUGGUACAUAAAUGAUGGCGUCGCGGGCAACGGACUAAAGAGACUUUUUUUAAACCAGUCUUUUAGCCGUUGUAGUCACUGCACUUACAAACAAAAGCCUAGUGCGGGUCUUGCGGUCCUUCACAGAGGAAAUUCUGCACCUGCUUCGACUGAAACUGCAUCACUGCGUGAAACAACAGUUUACACAUAUACAGCAAACCUGCAAAGUGGGGUCAAACAGCAAGCCACUGCAGCCAGUUAGCUAACUCGGCUACGUCAAGAACUUUUGAGGGCGAGCUCCCGUUAUCAUCUCGGGAAAUCAGCCGUGUUUUUUCACUCAUUCCGCAGUAACCGCAGUCUGAAUAACCGCACACGGGAGGUGAACUUCACACGGUGCUUGCUGCAGUUGGUAAAGUUGGGCAUCGUCCAGCUAGCUCCUAAGACAUGCUCGUUUUUUUCCAAUGUGACUCAGUGGCUGCUCAUGAAGGUAACGUAUCGGCAGCUCGGGUGUUGCCUGGCCGUCGUCGCUUUCUCUGUCCCGUCAACAAAUAAAGGUCGAUCAAUCCAAGUUCACCACCUUCCCCGUCGGAUUUGUCUGUAGUAUGAUGGGAUCUCUGAAGGCUCUCCAGGAGUGGUGUCGGAUACAGUGUGAGAACUACAACGAUGUGCAAAUUAAGGACAUGUCUACGUCCUUUCGAGACGGGCUGGCGUUUUGUGCCAUUAUUCAUCGCUUCAGACCAGAUCUGAUAGAUUUUGGCUCACUGACUAAGGAGAAUGUCUAUGAGAACAACCGCCUGGCGUUUGAAGUGGCUGAGACUGAACUGGGGAUUCCAGCCCUGUUGGACCCAGAAGACAUGGUGUCUAUGAAAGUGCCUGACCGGCUUAGCAUCAUCACAUACGUGUCCCAGUAUUACAACUUCUUCAACAACAAGUCUCAGGCAAACCCUCCUUGUAUGAAGAGGCUCAGUACUGCUGGUCUCAAUGAGCCAGCCCAGAAAAGGCCUGUAACUCCUCUGGAAGAUAAGACUGAGUCCGUGCAGACAGGCACCGAAGCGGUUGCGGCAGUCAAGCGGAGCACUCUCAGCAGCACCUGCGCCGCCUGCCAGAAACACGUCCACCUGGUGCAGAGAUUUUUGGUGGACGGCAAGCUCUACCAUCGCAACUGUUUCAAGUGCACUGAGUGUCACAGGACACUGCUUCAUGGAUCCUACAAAUUAGAAAGCAACUCUGGGGCACUUGUCUGUGCACAUCACCUUAAUAGGAAUGCUUUAUCCAACCAGAAUGGCCAGCCCGAUCUUAGUAAGAGACCAGUGUCGGGACAGUCUGCUAGGACCGGUUGCAGCACAGUUCCUCACAUGGCGCCCUCUGAUGGCUGCCAGGCAAAGACUCCAGUACAGGAAACGAACGAUUCUGACGUUCCAGCCGAUGACUCGGUCACGGUCGCUCCCGUUACAACAAGCAAAGACGGUUUAGAAAAAACAGAUGAAGACAGUACCAGCGAAGCAGAGGAGAAACCACGAUCUGCCACACCUCCCAACCCUUUCGAUGAGAGCGACGAUGAAGAGGAGGAGGGAGAGAAAGAAGAAGAAGAAACUCAAACACCAGCCAAACACACAGCAAAUGGAGACCUCCCUUCUACACCUCAUGUUGAGGUUACCGGUCGGCCAGUGCCUGCACCCCGCCGGGUUUCUGAUCCCAUCCCUCCACCUCGCCCUGUGCCACGGGCUCGACUCUCCCGCACAGCAGACGGUCCUGCAGUCGGUGAAACUCAGAAGCUUCCACUUCCUCCCAAACCCAGAGGAAGGUCACAGUCUCCUGCAAGUGGCACCCAUAAACCCAAAGACCCACCUUGGCUCGCACUGGUUCAGUCAGAACCCAAGAAGAAGAAAGCACCAGCCCCUCCCCCUCCCCCUGCUGGACUGGCAACACCUCCAAACACAGGCUCUUUGUCCUCUCUCAAAGGGGAGGGCUCCAGACCCAGCACGCCCCCCCAGUCCUCCAACCCGUUCGAGGACGACGACGACGACGAAAAUAACGAGGGAAAUGGGGAAGAAGGGAGUGAGGGAGGAGCACCUCCACCUACGGUGGUGUCUAGUCACCCAUGGUACAGCAUCACUCAGGCAGCAGACACAGUGGGUGCAGACACUCCCACUAAUAAACGAAGUUCAUCCCGCUCUGUCAGUCCUGCAAGCACCAAGAGCAAGAAACGGCCUGCACCUCGUGCUCCUCGGCCACCCACCGGUAACCAAGUUCUCUCUCAUUCUCAGUCCUCCUCUUGCUCCCCCUCUCCAGCUCUCAGUACAGAGAGUUUGUCUUCAGGCUCAGACUACAGCUCCUCUCAGCUCCCUUUAGCUGGCGGUGGCAGCAGCGACCAGGAACACAACUUCACCAAAAGCGUCUCCGAGCCUUCCAUCUGCUCACCGAACGACUCCAAGCCUUCCCCUUCUUCCUCCUCGACUGAGCAUCUCCGUCAGCCUUCUCCAAGCCCCGCCCCUUCUCCAGUACCAGCAAAUGCCAGCUCAGCUCCAGCCACUCCACAGACCAAUCGCAACCCAGUGACCAAGGCUCCUCGACCUCCACCACCACGACCCAGCAACCCCAGCCCACUGGCCUCAGAGGCCACCCAGUCACAAAACAAGCGGAUAUGUAAAGAGAACCCCUUCAACCGAAAAGCUUCGCCCUCUCCUGCCAAUUCUAAAACCAGACCGCCAAAAGGCCCCCGUCCUGCUAGACCCCCGGCUCCCGGUCAUGGCUUCCCACUUAUUAAACGCAAGGUGCAGUCAGAUCAAUACAUCCCAGUUGAGGACAUCCAUGGGGAGAUGAGUCAGCUGGAGAAGCAGCUGGAUGAGCUGGAGCAGAGGGGAGUGGAGCUGGAGAAGAAGCUCAGAGACAAUCCAAACGAUGAAGAUGAGGAGCACUUGUUGGUGGACUGGUUCACCCUAAUUCAUGAUAAACACCUUCUUGUCCGACGGGAAGCUGAGCUGGUCUACACGGCGAAGCAGCAGAACCUGGAGGAGAGGCAGGCUGAUGUGGAGUACGAGUUGAGGUGUCUUCUCAACAAACCAGAGAAAGACUGGACCGAGGAUGACAAGAGUCGGGAGCAGGAGCUGAUGGCUGAGCUGGUUACCAUCAUUGAACAGCGCAACCAAAUAGUCAACAGCAUGGACGAGGACAGGCAGAGGGAGGAAGAAGAGGACAAACUUAUGGAAGAGAUGCUGAAGAAAAAAGACUUUCAGAAGGAUCCAGACAGCGAUCACCAGAAGAAAAAAGGGGCAAAGUUUAAACCCAUCAAGGUGCUCAAGCGUCUGAGCCAUAAAGGAGAACCGGGAAAGAGUCCCAGCCCGCGUAAGGAGAAGAGCUGAACAGCAGAGGACACGUCUAGCUCAAGAGGAUAUUUGAAGGACUACUAUUUUAAGAAGACUAAAGAAUUUUGAUAGAAGAUUAUGACAUUCAGUUGCCUUUUAGUGUCUGACAGCAAGUGCUUUAAAAAGUUUAGGCUCUGAAUAUUCAAACUAGUGGCAUGUUGGGUGGGUUUCUGUAUUACUGCACUGAUUACUUUUUGCUUUAACAUCCCUGCAUUGCACAGUGACUCUGCUCUAUAGGCCUUCAGCAAAGAUGUGAUAUGUCAGCUUGCGUUGAUCCCUGAUAUCCUUGAGUUUUUAAUGUUUUUAGUUUUACUUGCACCCUCUUGAGUAGUGGUCUCCUUUGCUCCUUCAAAGGUGCACGUUUUUGAGGUUUUAUAUCAUGUUUGGGUUGAGCCCAUGGUACUAGUAGCAAUAAGUUUGUCUUUUUUGUUGUUUUUUUUCCAGAUGAAACUUGCUUGAAACUGCAGCAUCUACUCUUGAAAAGCUCAAUCAAAGACUUCUAGCUGCUAUAUAUACACAUAUUUUAUUUGUGUUUGUGUGUAUUUUAGUUUCUUCAGUAGUAGUUUUACAAUUGUGUUGGUGCUUGUCAUCAAAGCAUUACACAAACAUAGAUAUAGUAUUUAUAAGUGGGUUAGACUGGAGGAGAAAAUUAGACGAGUAACGAACUGCAGACAAAAAACAAACUGCCGGUUAGUUUUAAACGGGACUUAUUCAUUUUCCAAGGAAAAGCAGGAUAGGUGUCCUUUUAUUAUGGAAGGUAACAGAUGCAAUAUUGAAUUUCAGAAGAAGAAAGUAUACAGUAUUUUAUCAACUGUAGCAAAAGCCCAGUUUAUAACGGUUUUAACUAUCGAAGGAUGGACCUGAGGUAUGCAAUCAUUAAUUUAUAUUUUACUAUGCCUUUUUGUGCGUGUGUGUUUUGCCUUAAAGUAGUUUAUAUCGAGUGCCAUUUAUUUUAUUGCAUACAUCGUUAGUUCGAGCUAAUGUAAACGUGUUUACUCAUUCUGUUCGUGUUCUCGUCUCUUAGAUGAUGUAUUUGUCUUGUGUGGCUGUGUCUGUCUGUUUCUGCUCUGUGCCUAACUUCCUGUCCAGCUGAAACAAAGGGCUUCUGUGCCACCACAUUUUUGUCAUCUUGUACAUUGUCCUAAAACGGCAGCAGGACUGUGUGAAAUACUGACACUGGGAGGCAGAGGAAUAAAAGAAAUUCACACA
This is a messenger RNA of Haplochromis burtoni (Burton's mouthbrooder), 4705 nucleotides long. It is a transcript of the gene micall1a, whose product is annotated as MICAL-like 1a. Gene Ontology annotation, molecular function: protein binding. The coding region runs from base 734 to 3493 and encodes 919 amino acids. The transcript has 16 exons. Lineage: Eukaryota; Metazoa; Chordata; Actinopteri; Cichliformes; Cichlidae. The record is from RefSeq and is a predicted model, not a curated record.